AUGGUUCAAGUAGUCGAAAAGCUAUUGAAGGUGGCCACCUUCAACAUUCGGUAUUCGCCGCUCAAUGUGAACAACACGGUUUCCACGCAAGUUCCCAACAACGGCACUGGGGAGGACUUGUGGUCGAACCGACUACCGCUGAUAGCGGAUCAGAUCAAGUGGGAGUCGCCGGAUAUUGUUGCACUUCAGGAGGUCCUCGGGCAUCAGUAUGUGGGUCUCAAGGAUCAGUUGAUCCCAGCCCAAUACGCCUCCGUUGGGGUGGGCCGGAACGAUGGAGUGACGCGAGGCGAAUAUGUGCCUCUGUUUUGGAAGACCGAUCGGUUCAAAGCGCUCAGUGUUCAAUACUUUUGGCUUUCCGACAAGCCCGACGUGCCCGGCUCGGUCGGUUGGGAUGCUGCUGAACCUAGGAUGGUCACUUUAGUCACUUUAAAACCCUUGUCUACAGGCGCGAGCCCGGAUGAUCAGUCCAACCAGCCGUUUUAUGUGAUGAAUACCCAUUUCGACAAUGCCGGCCAGAAAGCGCGGACCGAAUCCGCGAAACUAAUCUUGAAGAAGGCCAACGAGUUGACGUCUGAGAAAGGGAAGCCAGUGCUGUUGAUAGGGGACCUGAACUUGGUGCGGGAACAGUCAGCAUACCAAGUCCUGACGGGGAAGGCAACUGACCAACCUGCCCACCGAGCCAGCGACCGGUUUUUCCAAGACUGUGGCGAGCAAGUCGGCCGGCCCUUCGGGGCCCAUAAUGCAACCUUCACCGGCUUCCAACACGACCCAGAGGACCUGAUGAAGAUCGAUUACAUCAUGACUAUGUCAAGUCCACCCAACCUCUGGCAAACUCUCAAGUACGGUGUCAUUCCUAAUCAGUUCCAGAAUGAGUCAAUCGUUAGCGACCAUCGAAUGGUAUCCGCUGUCAUACAGAUGGUUUGA
Puccinia graminis f. sp. tritici CRL 75-36-700-3 is the source of this 924-nucleotide messenger RNA. RefSeq lists its product as uncharacterized. The transcript has 3 exons. Lineage: Eukaryota; Fungi; Basidiomycota; Pucciniomycetes; Pucciniales; Pucciniaceae. The record is from RefSeq and is a predicted model, not a curated record. The coding region runs from base 1 to 924 and encodes 307 amino acids. Gene Ontology annotation, molecular function: 3'-5'-RNA exonuclease activity.